Messenger RNA from Diospyros lotus (date-plum), 2468 nucleotides. RefSeq names its product probable apyrase 6. Gene Ontology annotation, cellular component: membrane. The record is from RefSeq and is a predicted model, not a curated record. The transcript has 8 exons. The coding region runs from base 312 to 1982 and encodes 556 amino acids. Gene Ontology annotation, molecular function: nucleoside diphosphate phosphatase activity. Lineage: Eukaryota; Viridiplantae; Streptophyta; Magnoliopsida; Ericales; Ebenaceae. Gene Ontology annotation, biological process: nucleoside diphosphate catabolic process.
AUACCAACCCCAAUUCCGAAGGGGGAAAGCCUUCAUUGUUCCCAAUCACAGCCAAAACAAACGGAAAUUGCAGAAGAGGUGAGGGAGGGAGAGAGAGGGGAGGGGCGCUGGAUCAUAGCGACACCUCCGACAAUUGCCCUCUCCGAUCUCCGAUCUCCGAUCUCCGAUCGAUCGCCCGGAAGAAAACUAAAUCCGUUCUCUUACGAAACAAUCAAAUUCACAGAUCGUUCUUUGUUCUUUUGGUUCGAUCACAUAUAUGAUUCACAUUCGGUCUCUCUCCUCGUCCUCUCACCAUAGGUUUCCAGCCUUUGAUGCGACGAUCCAAUCGUCGGAAAGGCGAUCGCAAGUCUAAGGCCGACUCCGACGCCCAAAUGGACUCCGUUAAGCUUCAUUUGCGAUCCAGCUCGGCCCACCGGUCGAAUCUCUUCUCUCGAAACCCUAAGCAUUCUUCCGCCUGUUCCUCCAAAUGCAAUGUCUUGAUCCUCGCGUCAAUCGCUGUAAGCCUCGCGUUGUUCUGUUAUAUAUUUGUCGUGUCGAUGGGUUUCACAGGUUCCCCGAGACGGAAAUACGGGAUCGUGAUCGAUGGAGGAAGCACGGGGACGCGAAUUCAUGUUUUCGAGUACGAGGUUAGGGGCGGGGCUCCCAAAUUCGAUUUCCGGGAGAAAGGAUUGGCGUCAUUGCGGGUUAACCCAGGGCUUUCGGCCUACGCGGAGGAUCCGGAUGGAGCGGGCGGGUCGUUGAAGGAGCUGGUGGAGUUUGCGAAGAAGCGGGUUCCGAAAGACUCCUGGGGAGACACCGAGGUAAGGCUGAUGGGCACCGCGGGGCUGAGGUUGCUGGAUUUGGUUGUUCAGGAUCGGAUUUUGGAGUCCUGCCGACGGGUUCUGAGGCUGUCUGGGUUCAAGUUUCGGGAUGAUUGGGCUUCUGUUAUCACUGGUUCUGAAGAAGGGGUAUAUGCUUGGGUUGUGGCAAAUUAUGCACUGGGCACUCUUGGAGGUGAUCCUCUGAAGACAACAGGAAUCGUUGAACUUGGUGGAGCUUCUGCUCAGGUAACAUUUGUUCCAAGUGAGCCAAUUCCCCCAGAAUUCUCUCACGUUGUUAAAUUUGGGAAUGCUUCGUACAAUCUGUACAGUCACAGCUUGCUUCAAUUUGGUCAGAAUGUUGCCGUUGAACUAUUAAGGGAAUCACUUGUUGCAAGAGCCCCAGAAUCAAGUACUAUCAAAUCUCUUAAGAUGGAAAAGUCACUGGAUCCCUGUACUCCUAGUGGCUAUUCACACGAUUCAAAGUUAUGGACUUCCUCUACUGGUUCCAUUUCCAUGGCCGAAAAGAGUGGAUAUUUAUCCACUCUGCAGCCAAGUGGUAACUUCUCACAGUGCAGAUCUGCUGUAUUGACACUGUUGCAGAAGGGAAAAGAAAAAUGCUCCUACCAGCACUGCCAUAUAGGAUCAACAUUUGUACCCAAGCUUGAGGGGAAUUUCUUAGCCACAGAAAAUUUCUUUUAUACAGCGAAGUUUUUUGGGCUAGCCCCAAAGGCGUUUAUUUCUAGUCUAUUGAGGGCUGGAGAACAAUUCUGUGAAGCGGAUUGGCCUGAGCUGAGGACAAAAUACCACUCAUUUGAGGAGGAGGAUUUGUCACGCUAUUGCUUCUCUUCAGCAUACAUUGUGGCCCUACUCCACGACAGUCUUGGAAUUGCUUUGGAUGAUGAAAGGAUCAGGUAUGCGAAUCAAGUGGGACACAUCCCGCUUGACUGGGCAUUGGGAGCUUUCAUCUUACAGAGCACAGCUGAUUCAAUCGCGGAACAUCCCAACUGGAUAGCCACAGCCGUUAACAGUGAUUCAUCCACAGUGAUUGUUGUAUUUGUUAUUGUGAUCGCGUUGAUGUUUAGCGUGUGGUAUCUAUCAAAGUGGAGGAAGCCCCAGCUGAAGACGAUAUACGAUCUAGAGAAAGGCAAGUAUAUAGUUACCCGUGUGAGUAGAUAUUCAUAGCUUCCUUGGGAGGCCCGGUGGGAUCCCAAUUUUCCCGGUUUCGUAGGGGGAGGAGGAGCCGAUGCCGGCAUGCUUCCUCGUCCUCUUUGCCGUGGCUGAUCCCUCAGCAAUUGCACCAUUUUGAUAGCAAGUCUCCGAUCUAACUUUUGGGGUGGGUUGGGGUGGGGUGGUCUUCAGGGUGAAGCCUAUACUGAAUGAAUGACUUGACUCCUCGGGAGGCAGGCUACUGUUGUAAAAGAGGAAAUUAGAUUGUCAUCUCUGUAUUUAUUGUGUCAAUGGCUAACACAAACAUGUUUCUAGAUUUUUGUGUAACCUAUGGAAAGUGGAUUAGGGUGGAGAGAGAGAGAGAGAGAGAGAGGAUGCCAGAAUUGUUAGUGGCAGUGUGCAGCUUCAAUUGUUGUCAGUCAGUCUGAUUGCACGAAUCAUCAAUUCAAGUGAGUUCUCACGCUUUAUCAAACUUAUUUCAAUGAGAAAAUUUUUAGGGUA